AUGAUUACCAUGUACUCGAGAAUGUAUGGAGAUGAUAUUAAGUUCAACCCCCAACUAGCCACUGCAAUAGCUGGUGCAACAAAAGCAAGUAUUCCAAAGAACUUGAUCGAGGCUGCAAUUGCACGAGGCCAAGGCCGCUCAGCCACAGGCGCCCAGCUUGAGUCCAUGUCCCUUGAGGCUCUCCUGCCCCCUGACAUAGCAAUGGUCAUCGAUGCUGAAACAGACAACAAGACACGCACCCUUCACGAUCUUCGCCAUGUUGUGAAGAAGGCCGGCGGUGUAGUUGGAUCCACCACAUUCUACUUCACGAGACGUGGCCGAGCCGUUUUCAAAGCUAAAGAAGGCGGUCCCACACUCUCAGAGGUUUUGGAUGAGGCGAUUGAGCAUGAGGGACUGGAAGACGUCGAGGAACUAACAGAAGGCGAUUUCUUAGCCUGGACCCAGCCAAACGCCCUUUCAGCCAUCACUGAGGCGCUAUCCAAGAAAUUCGAGCUUGAGAUUCUGGAGUCGGAUAUUGUCUGGGCACCAAAUGAAGACACAAAGGUCAGUAUCGACGCCUCUGAGCAGGCUGAUUCUCUUGAUCUUCUCUUCAACGGCCUCAAGGAGUAUCCAGAGGUCAAGGCUAUUUACGCCAAUGUGCGCCAAGGAGCUGUCGAGGACGAAGAGUGGGACAAGGUUGAAAGAAACCUGGAUGUAUAA
This is a messenger RNA of Fusarium sp. VM40, 699 nucleotides long. Lineage: Eukaryota; Fungi; Ascomycota; Sordariomycetes; Hypocreales; Nectriaceae. The record is from the annotation of a GenBank genome assembly.